UAGAAAGUUAAAUUUGGAGGAAGUGGUGGCGAUUUUAGCUAAAACUGUAGGAAACCGGACGAAAUGUUACCUAAGAGGCUCGUGCAAAGAUAGAUGCAUGUCGGGGUAAUUGGGCGGGGUUAGUGUGAAUCUGCUUUUUCCUGGAUUAGAUUAGAUUCCUCAACACAAAAAGAAAAGAAAAGAAAAGGGGGAAAAAAAAAAGACAUCAAAAUUCUUAGUACAAAAUUCCUGAAUUUGAGAUCUAUUACAUUUUCCUCUUAGAUCUUACAAAUCUUCACUCUCUCACUCAUUCGAUUCGAUCUCGACAUUGACAGAUCUCAUUUUGAAGCGGCUUGUCCCCGCCACAUGGGCUCUUCGCAGUCCGCUCGAAUCCCGUCGGAAGCCGAGGAGGAAGAAGAAGAAGAAGAUGACGACGACGUCGAAGACGAAGAGGAGGAGGAGGACGACGCCGUCCCGCGCGACAUUCCCGACAGCGCCGGCGACCAUGCCGUGGUGAAGAAAAUCCUGGAGCAGGAGCCGGAGAUGCUGCCGUGCCACGCCUCCGCCUCACCGCUCUCCCCGCAGCUCUCCGCCUACGGCACGCCCCGCACGGGGCCUUCGAUCAAGGUGUGGGAUCCUUACAACGUCCUCGCCCCCCCGCCGACGCUUCCGCCGCUGCCCGCGCACUUCCACCGCGGCUUCUCUGCCGUCCCCGCCGACGAAGAUCGGGCGAUCACCGAGGUCUACUUGGUCAGCCACGGCGAGUGCCACAUGAAUCUGAGGCCCGAUUUGAUCGCCGGCCGCUGCCCCGACGCUGCCCUAACCUCCAACGGCAAACGCCAGGCCCGAGCCCUCGCUGUGUUUUUGAAGUCCCAAGGUGUGAGGUUUAGUGCCAUUUACACCUCGCCGUUGGAUCGGGCUCGCGCCACCGCGCAGGCGGUUUGCCAGGAGUUGAAUUUCUCAGAGGAACAUAUACAAUCAUCCGAUGCACUCGUAGAGAUGAGCCAAGGCCACUGGGAAGGAUGCCAUCGGUCAGAAGUUUUCACCCCAAAUACAGUGAGUUUAAUGGAGAAAUUCCAGCCCGAUUUUUCUGCACCAUCCGGAGAAUCACUGAGGCAGGUAGAAUUCCGGAUGGUUCAGUUCCUAAAUGGUACGGUCGUGGCAUUUCCUGACAAAUUUAGGUCUGAUUUCUCCCCACCAGAUCCUAGUGACAACCCAGUUUUUGGAAACAACAGCGCUCAUGCACUUCCAAACUUGAUACCCGAACGAGAUGUGCCUUCUCUCGCACCACCCAAUUGGGAUUCGUCUCACAAGCACCGGCAGGGCCUUCAUAGGAAGAAAUCCGGUAAGAGCAGGCUUCAAAUAGUGACGACUGGAGAUAAUGAGGCCGAUGACGAGAUGUCUCCCCGAGUAGUACCCAAUAACCAAGGUCUGGUACGUGACAUAAAUGUUAGAAGCACCUCUUCUCACGUGUCAUCAUGUGUUGGAGUCUUUAGCCACUCUACACCGAUCAAAUGCCUCCUGACCGGCCUCCUCGGCUGCAGCUCUGUAAUGUCACAGAAGUUCUGCAUCGAAGAUUCUUCAAUCACCGUGCUGCAACACUCAUUGAAAGCUGGUUGGCAGAUAAAGAGAUUGAACGAUACAUCACAUCUUCGACUUCUCUAAAGGUAAUAAGACCAGAGCGUUGGUUUGUCUCUUUGUUGUUUGUUACACGUAGAGGCUCUCUAUGUAUUCAUUUCUUGUACCCUCACUAUAUUGAUUUUCCAUGGUGUAUGGUUCCAUUUCCAGUAGAUAAAAGUUGAUACUGGAGUUUGGACAACACUCAUGAGUGAUUCUUUGUGUUUGUAGACACUCCAAUUUGGGGAGGAUUUAUGUUGUCAUGAAAUCCAGUUUUGUUGUUUAUUUA
Messenger RNA from Salvia miltiorrhiza (redroot sage), 1885 nucleotides. RefSeq lists its product as uncharacterized. Lineage: Eukaryota; Viridiplantae; Streptophyta; Magnoliopsida; Lamiales; Lamiaceae. The record is from RefSeq and is a predicted model, not a curated record. The transcript is spliced from 2 exons. The coding region runs from base 346 to 1644 and encodes 432 amino acids.